This is a messenger RNA of Cucurbitaria berberidis CBS 394.84, 552 nucleotides long. Its product is annotated as ADP-ribosylation factor family protein. NCBI's taxonomy places the organism in Eukaryota, Fungi, Ascomycota, Dothideomycetes, Pleosporales, Cucurbitariaceae. The record is from RefSeq and is a predicted model, not a curated record. The transcript has 6 exons. Gene Ontology annotation, molecular function: GTPase activity; GTP binding. Gene Ontology annotation, cellular component: lysosomal membrane. The coding region runs from base 1 to 552 and encodes 183 amino acids. Gene Ontology annotation, biological process: protein transport.
AUGGCCAACCUAUUUCGACGGCUCUACGACUGGCUCCUCCGCUUGUUCUGGGCGACCGAGAUGGACAUCACCAUGAUCGGACUGCAGAACGCUGGCAAGACUUCGCUCUUGAGAGUUCUGGCGGGAGGAGAGUUCACUGUCGACUCUAUCCCCACCGUCGGCUUCAACAUGAAGCGCGUCCAGAAAGGUCAUGUAACCUUGAAGUGUUGGGAUCUCGGAGGCCAACCCAGGUUUCGUUCCAUGUGGGAGCGGUACUGCCGCGGUGUGAAUGCCAUUGUGUUCAUCGUCGACUCCGCUGACAAGGAAGCGCUACCGGUUGCGCGCGAAGAGCUGAACCUUCUCUUGGAGAAGCCUGCCCUGGAAGGCAUCCCUCUCCUUGUCUUGGGCAACAAAUCCGAUCUGCCCAACAAGCUCUCCGUGGACGAACUGAUCGAAUCGCUGAACCUCAAGGCCGUAUCGCACCGAGAAGUGAGCUGCUACGGCAUCAGCGCAAAGGAAGAGACCAAUCUCGAUGCCGUGCUCCAGUGGUUGAUCGCUCGAGCGAGCAAGUAG